Ilex paraguariensis (yerba mate) is the source of this 261-nucleotide messenger RNA. NCBI's taxonomy places the organism in Eukaryota, Viridiplantae, Streptophyta, Magnoliopsida, Aquifoliales, Aquifoliaceae. The record is from the annotation of a GenBank genome assembly.
AUGCUUUCUCCAUCCCCAUCGAGCUUCCUGACCUUCACGCUUAAUGCCGGAAAGCUUUCGGCGAUUCUCUCACCCUCUGUCCGGACAACUACUUUCCCAAGUAGUCGACUGGAAACAUCGUUAAAAAUCGCACCUCCGAGCUCGACGGUAGCAGGGUUAGUGAUUUGUUCAACUGAUAGGGAAUACGGGAAUCACAUCCGAACGCCAUUCUUCGUAAAGCCUCCAGGAGAAACUUGGCGACGAGAAGCUAUUGACAUAUAA